Molecule: messenger RNA, 2145 nt
Organism: Dunckerocampus dactyliophorus (ringed pipefish)
Lineage: Eukaryota; Metazoa; Chordata; Actinopteri; Syngnathiformes; Syngnathidae
Gene: mks1
Product: MKS transition zone complex subunit 1
Exons: 18
Coding region: 283-1968 (561 amino acids)
Biological process (GO): cilium assembly
Cellular component (GO): MKS complex
Source: RefSeq, a predicted model, not a curated record
UCUUUGCGUCCAUGCUCUUGUAAGAUAGAAGAAGAGAGUCUGCGUAUCUCUAUGGCAACCACAAUUAUUUAGCACAGCGCGUUUGUGGGCUCGCGGCGUGAUUAACCUAUCGCCAUUUUACUAUCAAACUCAGUCAUUUCAAUUAGUAAAAGUGGCUACUGCGUUUAGCCAAGAUAGUUAAGCAGCUACAAUGUAGAGGAAAGGGCGGUUGAAGGGUGAGGGAAGUGCUGACCAACGGAUCCCAACAGUUAGCUGCUGGUGUUUGCUAGCUUGUAAUCGAUCAUGUCAGACUGGUGCAACACCGACACAGGGGAGGCUGUCUACAGGUCGCUGGAUGCUAUCAAAAACCUGCGGAUAAAGGUGCAUCUCGAGAGGGUGACCACCACUGCGACUCUCUCGAUGCACCUCCAGCAAGAAGUUCUGACCCAGCAGGAUAGAGGAGCCAUUGAACUGAAACCCCUCACCUCACAGGCCCAGAGUGGCGAUAACGAGGAGCAAGUAGUUGUUGGCUGGCAGGAGAAACUCUUCAGUCAGUAUGAAAUGGAGUUGUUCCAAAACGAGGCGGUGUGCCAGACACCUCUGGACCGCCAGUACCACAAAGAGGUCACGGCCCUGAACAAGGCCAAGGGUCGACAAAAUAACAGGAUCUUCACGUACACGGAUUACGAUCGCUACACCAACUGCCAUCCGCUCCAGCAGCUACAGCAGGGCAAUGAUUUACUGACCGUAACCAAGUCCAGGCCCACCUUCCUGGCUGAGAGGAUGGCCAGCAUGCGACACAGACGGCAGGACAGGCGAACCAUGGACUCCAGCUUUUCCAAGUCCAAGAUCAUCAACUGGGAGCCCAGCGAAGAGUUCAUGAGGAGCAGUCACGAGGUGAACAGCAUCAUGCAGACCAUGCACAUUAUGGGAGACCUGGGGCCGCCUGGAAGACUGGGCCAGAAAGAGAACGAAUGUCUACUGUUCACCGUAAAAACUGAUGGCAACGGAACGAUCAUCGUAAAACCCGACUUCAACAAGGGCAAAGAACCCUACAGGAUCGCCACUGAGGGGACCAACAAAGAAGUUUGGCAUCUCACCGUGGAUAAUGUUUCAGCGCCCAUGAAAACCGAGGAAAAGGAGAGAGAGAAGCACCUGUACAAAGAUCUGUUAGUGAGGCACAAGGAAUUCCCAAAUAGCCUCGUCGGACAGGACUUUGAAAUGCCUCCUCCGGGUAUUCUGCGGUACUUAAUAAAUGGGGAAAUAGUAUCUGCCAAGGGCUUUGAGUAUGAUAACCUAUAUGUCCAUUACAUAGUGGAGCUGCCAAACAACUGGUCCAGCUUGCCAAUGCAGUCCCACUCCGGAGUCACCCACACCUCACGCACCAAAGCAUUAGGGAGGGACAAUGUGGCUUACUUUUGUUACCCCUUCACCUUUGAGGCAUUCUACAUGACUGAAAAAGAGAGCGAGGAAUCAGUGCCCCAUUGGCCCGUGUUGUAUUUCAAGGUUCUGUCACUGGAUGCCUGGCAGCGGUAUCGGACUGAAGGCUACGGCUACCUGCUUUUUCCUGACACGCCAGGUAAACACACUCAGACAUGUGACACGUGGAGACCCCUCCAGACAGGUACAGUCUCUGCAAUGCGACGCUUCUUCAUUGGAGGUUCUCCAGAGCUGGAGGAUCAAAGCUAUGUGAGGAUACCAGGACAUUUCAAGGGAGAGAGGCUAAGUCGCCUGGGCUUUUGUACUGAAAGCUCCGGAAGCGUGACCUUUAAUCUUCACUGCAUCCAGCAAUCGAAGGCCUUUGUGGAUUCUGCAACAUCAAGAAGAAGAAGGCACUAUGUUGCUGACCACACCCAGGGAUUUAGUCAUCAUGAAACACUCUUAAGCACCAUGGAGGCGUUUCAACGGGCCAGAAGAAAAAUGCAAGAAGUCCGAGAAAGUCUUCCCAGAGACUUCAUCGCCUCCGCCUCCCAACUCCAAAUUGAAUGACCUGCUUAGGAGUGAAAAUCAGUGUGACAAAAUCGUAUUUGCUGUUUAAAACAAUGUAUGACUGUGACACAAGAAAGAAAAGAAAGUCAUUUGUGACUUUUUUUUUUAUGAACAAUUUGCUGCAAAGUCACAUCAUGUUUUUGUCAUACAUAAAGUCAAAAUAAAUAAAUAAAGCAA